UCGGGGCGCGGCGGGCGGUGCCGUCGGGGCCGUCGGCGGGCAGGGUGAGCCCGGCGGCGCGGGGCGCAGGCAUGGGCAGGGUGCGGGGCGCCUGCGGGCCGGCCCUGCGGGCGCUGCUGUCCCUGGCUGCUGGGCUGCUGGCGUGCGGCGAGGGCAGCGAGUACGACUACGUGAGCUACCAGUCCGACCUGGGGCCCUACCCGGGUGGGCGCUUCUACACCAAGCCCCACCAGUGCGUGGCCAUCCCGGCUGACUUGCGGCUCUGCCACAGUGUGGGCUACGACAAGAUGGUGCUGCCCAACCUGCUGGACCAUGAGACCAUGGCCGAGGUGAAGCACCAGGCGAGCAGCUGGGUGCCGCUGCUUAACAAGAACUGCCACAUGGGCACCCAGGUCUUCCUCUGCUCCCUCUUUGCCCCCGUCUGCCUGGACCGGCCGGUUUACCCGUGCCGCUGGCUCUGCGAAGCCGUGCGUGACUCCUGCGAGCCCGUCAUGCAGUUCUUUGGCUUCUUCUGGCCGGAGAUGCUCAAGUGCGACCAGUUUCCCCAGGAUGAUGUCUGCAUUGCCAUGACAGCUCCCAAUGCCACUGAGGUAUCCAGGCCCAAAGGAACGACUGUGUGUCCCCCUUGUGACAAUGAGAUGAAGUCAGAAGCCAUCGUCGAGCACCUGUGUGCCAGCGAGUUUGCUCUUAAGAUGACCAUAAAGGAAGUGAAGAAGGAGAAUGGGGACAAGAUGAUCAUCCCACGGAAGAGAAAGGCGCUAAAGCUGGGGCCCAUCAGGAAGAAGAACCUGAAGAAGCUGGUGCUGUUCCUGAAGAACGGCGCCGACUGCCCCUGCCAUCAGCUGGACAACUUGGGCCACUACUUCCUGAUCAUGGGCCGCCAGGUGAAGACCCAGUACCUGCUGACGGCCAUCUACAAGUGGGACAAGAAGAACAAAGAGUUCAAGAAAUUCAUGAAGAAGAUGAAGUCACCAGAUUGCCCGACAUUUCCAUCCGUCUUCAAGUGAUGAAGCGGGCGGCGGGAGAGCUGCUGGCCCGCGCCCUGGGCAUGGCGGUUCCAGUCUCGCUCCCUCUGUUGUGGGCGCGCAGGGGCCAAGCCACUCCUGUUCCUCCUCAUCCCUCUCAGAGCUUCCUCCCAGGUCCCAGCCCUCCCGCAUUCCCCCGCCGGCAUUCUCCUGACUGCCAGAGCAUGCGAGUGUGAGCAAGCACUGAGCAGUCUCUGAGGUCACAGACUAUUUGCAUCUGCAAUAGCCAAAGACCUAGUGCUGCAGGGAUAAGUAAAUUCCUUUAAAUAGCAGCUGUCAGGUAAAGAGGGCAGGCAGAGGGAUGUGAAGUUGUCAAUUACAUGAUUGCAGAAAGGACACUUGUGACCACUUUCCUCCUGUGUUCAUGGCUGAAGGAGCACCCUGAGUUAAUUCCUGUUUGAACCAGAGCCAGCUUGUUAGAAAAACAUUCCCUCCUGACAAUAAAGGUUAAUAAAAGAGUGAUGGAGAAUCUACCACAACCUCGGAUAGAACCUCCUAAUAGCUAAUUGCCCUAGCUGACAAACAAACAAACAACAUUCUAGUCUAAAUCUGUUUGGCCUGGGCCCGAGCCCUGGCAUCCUCAUGGUGCCUUGGCUGGCUGGAUGGGAGAGGUCCUGGCCCUUGCACCUCCCAGUGCCAGCCUGCCAAGGCAGAGCCCCGUGCCCGGCCUCGUCCCUGUGGAAAUGUGUGCUGCUUGGUGGCCGGCCCCGCUGCUGGCAGAGCCUGCGGCCAGCCCCUCUGGUUUGUGUCACUUGCUCACUUUACCAGUAAUAUUUCUACGGUGUCUUCAGGCUGCUGGCCAAAUAUCGGAUUGCAGAAGGGCAAGGACUGGUCCCCAUGGAACACCGCAGGAAAUGCAUCAUCUCCGCGUUUCCCUCCCUGCAGUCACCGUGGGACCUAUCAGUGUCUGGACUUGAGUCCAUUUGAUGUGUGACAACUUGGCUUUAUGUCAUUGUGUUUUUUUUUUUUUUUUUUUUUUCUUAAUCAAAAUGUCAUGUUAGCACGAGGUCAAGUCAUUUAUGAAAGACAAAGACUAUUGCAUCCAAAUGAUUACAUUUAUCGACCAAGCUGAAAUUCAUUAUUCUGUUAAUUGGACAAGUUCUCUUUCCCAUAGACCCAUAUUGCUCCACAUUAAUUAUACUAUCCUGCUUCCAUUCAUUAUUCUCAUAAAUCACGAUUGCUCUAAGAGAAUGAAUAUCUUGCAAUUUGAGAUAAUCCUUUUGCAUUGCAGUUAAGUGAAAUAACAAAAACUAAUUUUUGAGGUUUAGACCAACCCUGCUCAAAGCUGGUGAAUUAUUUUCUAGCUCAGGAGUGCUGUUUAUUCCCUUUAUGGGGUUUGAGAUGUGGAUUUUACUGUAGACAAAUUCCAUGAAUAAGCCAAGCACCCAGAUGAAUGAUGUUUCGAAACUACCAGAGAGCUGGAGUUAGGAUGUAAACUCUAUAGGAAAUCCCACAAAGUUGUCUUAGACCACCAUGUGUAGUAGUGUUGUUUCUUUGAUGCAAAGUUAAUCAUUGUAGAUAAUGUACCUUAUCAGUGAAUUAAAACAAAAACCACACAAAAAACACUCUAAGCUUUAGCACCACAGAUUGAUGAGGCGAACUGGUGGGGAAAGCGGACAAACGAAGCCUCGUCAGGAGGAGGCCAGGGCCGGCGGUUGGGACCCUUUGGGCUGCCAGCAUGGUUCUCUUGGUGCACCCGUGGCACCAGCUGGUUUCUUCCCGCAGAUGAGUGGCAGUGCAGGAGGGGAAUUGGUUCUGCAUCAGAGAGAUGCUUAAAGGUUUAGUUGGAGUGGAUUCUUCCAGGCUCUCACCAGGCUGCUUGUAUGGAUCCUGCUGGCCACUUCUAGAAAAGUGGUCUUCGAUUUAGUGUUUUUAAAAUAUGUAUUUCAGCAGGAAAUGUCAAAUAAAAGGGAAAAUCAGUUCACGGGUGUUUAGAGCCACUGCUUAGAGUGGCUUGAUUUCCACCAGUGGCCCUUGAGCCUGAACGCCUGGCUUCAGAGGUGGCUCAAACAAACAGGGCAGCACUGUGUUCCCUCGCACCAGUACCCAGCAUGCAGCAACACAGUGAGUUUGUUAGUGCUGCUGGUGCUGCUUUUUUCCACAAGCAGUUGGGAAGAACUGGUAAUAAGAGAGUACCCAGGAAAGGUGCCUUUUUCUCUUUGCAGCUGUUUUGUUCAUCAUCUCACAGACUUGGUCAGAGCUGCCCGGGAGCUCCCUUCCCACUGGUGGCUGUGCCAGUGUGCGGUGGCAAGGGGUAGCAGCGAUCCUCCUGGCUGCAUCCAGGGCUGAAGAAGUCCUGUUUCUCCGAGUCACUUGGGGGAAGAUAAAAUUAUCACUGUAAUUACAGGCUAAAAGCAUACUAUAAUUAUGUUACUGGUUGCUCUAUCAGUUACUUUAAACAGCCCUCUGAUCCUGUAUGUUUGUCCUUGAGAAGCAGAUCAGAGCAGCUGAGCAGAUUCACACGUCGUAUUUCAGACAUGGUAUUUUGGAUGUUUCAAUGUAUGUGGACAGGAAUUGUACCAUUCUCUUGCCUAACUGCUCUGUUAUCUGUCAGCAGUUCCUGCAUGGAUCUAGCUGGCAGAUUGACUAUGCAUCUCUCUCUUUCCUUUGUACUCUCUUUGUAUAUGGAGGUUUUGAUAAAAAUAACAGAACUAAAAUAAAUAUGUUUGAUGUAACAUCAUGUUCUAGUCAGUUAAGGUAUCUUUAUAUUUUGUUUUAAUGUAAUUUUAGAUAGUUAAUUUAGAAAAGUGUGCCAGAUUGGAGGGGAUGCCUUUUCUGUUUGGAAGUUUUGAGAAAGAAAAAAUGUAAAAGAUGAGUGAAAAUCAGCACUGUAAAGAGCGACCUUCUCGCAGCACUGAACAAGUGCAAGGCUUUUCAUUGCUGUAGCUGGUGGGAUGCUAGUGUUCACAGUACAUUAUUUUAGCAGCUGUUUUUGACUUACAUUUAUUUUCAAGCCUAAUAUUGGUUCUGUAUUUUUAUGCUUUUUCUUCCAUGUAUCAAUGUUCACUUAACUAAAAUUGCUGAAUUAAUGAAUUACAACAUGAUCCCCCCUCCACCCCUUUUUAUAAAGAGAUGUUGUUUUCUAUCCUGCA
Messenger RNA from Oxyura jamaicensis (ruddy duck), 4117 nucleotides. RefSeq names its product secreted frizzled related protein 1 (gene SFRP1). The record is from RefSeq and is a predicted model, not a curated record. Gene Ontology annotation, molecular function: Wnt-protein binding. Bases 72 to 1007 code for a protein of 311 amino acids. Gene Ontology annotation, biological process: canonical Wnt signaling pathway; negative regulation of canonical Wnt signaling pathway; non-canonical Wnt signaling pathway. Lineage: Eukaryota; Metazoa; Chordata; Aves; Anseriformes; Anatidae. The transcript is spliced from 3 exons.